Molecule: messenger RNA, 1998 nt
Organism: Cannabis sativa
Lineage: Eukaryota; Viridiplantae; Streptophyta; Magnoliopsida; Rosales; Cannabaceae
Product: growth-regulating factor 3
Exons: 4
Coding region: 495-1805 (436 amino acids)
Biological process (GO): regulation of DNA-templated transcription; developmental process; DNA-templated transcription
Cellular component (GO): nucleus
Molecular function (GO): ATP binding
Source: RefSeq, a predicted model, not a curated record
CAAAUAGCUUUGUUAUUCCCAAAGCAACAAAUUAAAAACAAACUAAACAAGAGAAAGAAAGACUGCAUGUGUUACUUACUGCUAGUCCACUUCUCUCUACCUAUCUUUAACAUGAUCUAUAAUUUUUUUUUAUUAUUUAAUAAUUAUAUAUUUAUUUUUCUCUCAACUGUCUUGUCUGACUGUCUUUAUCUCAAGUGCCCUAGGCUUCUCCACUGGCUAUAAACAAACUUUGCAGGCUUUUUUAUGUCAGAAUGUGAGGUAUCUGCCAAAGAGAGAACCCACAAACACACACAAGUUCAAUUCACUACUUAAAAAGCUUCCUUUUUUUCUUCUUCUUUGGUUGCUCACCAAACAGAAAAAUAGUGUUUAUAAACUCCCAAGUCCCAACCAAAUAUAAAAGACACUGUCUUAAAACUCAAAUCUUAUUAUUAUUCCUUUGUUAUUGUUUUUUUUUUCUUUUAGGCACUUUUUUCUUUAUUUCUCUCUCUCUUUCUAUGGACUUCCAUCUGAAGCAAUGGAGAAAUCAGCAACAUGAGUCAGAACAUCACCAACAACAUUCUGCAAAGAUACCAAAACUUGUUAUCGAAACCCAUCACAUGAAACAAGACCUCUCUUCUACUUGUUCUGAACCUCUUCCUCUGUUUGUACCUGAGCCACCAAACAUCACUAAAAUGAUCACAACUGGUACUCUGUCUACUGAUUCAACUACUUCUCCCACUACUAGAAUCCCAAGAGGAGGAAUGGGUAGUUACUUUAGUUUGGCCCAAUGGCAAGAACUAGAGUUACAAGCUUUGAUAUUUAGGUACAUGUUAGCUGGUGCUACUGUUCCUUCUGAGCUUCUUCAACAUAUUAAGAAAAGCUUUAAUCUUCUUCAUACGACACCGUAUUUCUUGCAUCAUUCUCUUCAACCUUAUCCCCAUUUUCAACCUUCCCCUACUUUGUUACAGUCGGGUUAUUGGGGAAAAGCAUCCAUGGAUCCGGAACCUGGUCGGUGCCGGAGAACCGACGGGAAGAAAUGGCGGUGUUCAAGAGAUGUGGUGGUUGGUCAAAAGUACUGUGAGCGCCACAUGCACCGUGGAAGAAAUCGUUCAAGAAAGCCUGUGGAAAUCCCCACACCCACCACCACCACCACCGGCGGCGGAAGACUCGCCGGGGACGGCGUCGGUAGAGGGACUCUUGCUUCUAACAAUGGUCCAUCUCCUUUGUCAACGUCAUCUAAUGCAGCCCAUUUCUCACUUUCAAUGCCAACAUCCUCCAUAGAUCUCCUCCAUCUCAACAACCGGAGUAACGCUUCAGAUGUUAAAAAUGAAAAUAAGGACUUGUUUAAACCCCAUAAUGAGGUCUCCGGCGACGGCAAAUCGGACGGUCACAUACUCCGGCACUUCUUUGAUGACUGGCCGAGAUCACUUCAAGAAUCAGGAAAUGUAGAAAUUAAUAAUAAUAAUACUAAUAAUAAUAACAAUAACAAUAAUAGGAUGAGGUCGAGUCCAAUGAGCUCAGCUUCAAGCUUAUCAAUUUCCAUAACGGGAAACAACUCAUCAUCAACUUCUGAUAUUUCGUUGAAGUUGUCAACUGGUGGAAACGGAGAGGAAAUGGGCCACCCAGAAGCCCAUUCUGAUCGUCAGCAGCAGUCUCAGUUGGGCUGGGCCUCCAGUGGAUGGGCUUCAAACCCAAUGGCCUCAAUGGGUGGGCCGCUGGCUGAGGCCCUGCGAUCCUCCAACUCCAAUUCAUCAUCUCCUACUAGUGUUCUCCAUCAGUUGCCUCCUCGUUCUUCUGCCUCUGACACUUGCAUUGUCAGCACUUAAGUUUUUUUUUUUUUUUGGAUAAUAUAUUUACUUUGGGCCUAAAUUCUAACUUGAUGCUCAAAUGUAUAAAUUGCAUGUUUUUUAUUUUUCUUUAAUUUAAUGGUUUGUUUCCACUAAAACAAAAAGUAUUGCUUUGUAACGGAGUGGAGUGGAGUGGUAAUAGGAUCAUUUCUAUUGCUAAAUGAUUUUGUUU